CAGUCUCUAAAGUUACGCUGCGUUGACUAGCGCAUCUUAUUAGUAGUGGCGUGGUUUAUAUUUAGUUUAGUUUGAUCUAAAUGAUCAGGAUUAGCGAAGUCGAAUGCCUAAAGGCGUAAGCUAAGAUACGACGUAAAGUUUGAUUCAGUGGCUCUCGCGCAGUGUCCGUGUAAAGUUGACAGAAAGCUCGCACAAAGUUUUACAGUGAAUCAAAAAACAUGUUUCUGAACUGAUUUGUGUCCAUUUGUGGGAGGAUUUUCAGAAUUCUGUAACGAAGCGCGGAUGAGCUGAACCAUGUCUCUGGCGGAUGUGACGUCAGCGCGCUCGUCUCCCGGACCGGAAGCGUGUCCCGAAUGCGACACUAGCGCCUCCGUCACUUCCGAUUUGCAUAAGUACCAAGUAGCGUGCGUGUGCAAGCCGUCAGCUCAGUACGCAUGCGCGGACGACCCCGGCCCCCCGCCCCCCGCCAAGACUGACGUCCCGCCCGCCCUGCCGCCGCGCCCGCCGACUAGCGUGCUGGCCACCAACCGGAGGAACAACUCCUCAGUAAACUGCCCGCCCUCCGAGCCAGCAGGAUGCCGUCGCCGCAAAUACGCGUGGUGGUGCGUGGGCUGCGGCGCCCUGGCCGCGGCGCUGGGCGGGCUGCUCGCCGCCCAGCACAUCCUGCUGCGCGCGUAUACCGCCUCGCCGCAUCACCUGGAGACGGUGCCGGCGGCUGUGCCGGCUGCUAUGUUGGUGCUCACGGGAGUCUGCAUAAUGAGCCUGGCCAGAAGAAGAAAUCGCUACAGUUAUAUGAUCAAAGUAGUGGGAGCUUGCUGCCUCGUCUGCGCUUUGACCUGUGUUCUCGUCACGAUUACCACUACUGUCAUACACAUGAAUAAACUGCAAACGCUCCGGUUCUGCGACUACACCAAGAUGACGCGGACGUGCACGUGCUUCUCCAUGCCACACGAGCCGCACAGCACCGACGAUGACGGAGUCCGCUGCGUAUUCGAAGGGGUCACGGGCUGCGACGUGGUGCACGGCGCUCUCUACUGGUGCCUGAGAGGAGUCUUCGCGUUGUCUGUGACAGCUGUGCUGGUGUGCAUCUUCAGCUCUAUGCUGGCUUAUCAGCUGUUGAGUCACGAACGCAAGAAGAUGUACUGGGAGCAGCUAGAGCUGCGCUGCCGCUCGCUCUACCGGGGCGACACUCAGGGAGCCCCCUCCUGCCGCUGCUGCCGAGGCUGCCUCCCGCAGUCCGCCGCCAGCCAACCUGCCUCUCACCGCUUCUGGGCGCCUGGUCGCAUCGGCAACCUGUACUCGCCAAACCCGGGCACAGUGCGCAAGAACUCCACGUGGAGCUGGUUCCCGUGGCCGAGGGGGAACAGCCAGAAUUCAAGAAGCUGCCGCAUGGGUGGCGUCCCGCAAUCCGGCGAUAGCGCUUACGGCUUCUGUGAAACCGACAUGCCGCAACCAAACCAAAACCCGAACCCAACCAUGCCUUACGAAGACCGCCCCUACCCAGCCAACUACAACCAGCGCGCCCAAACCAUGGGCAAUUUCGCGCAAAACCAACUAGCAUUUGCGCAAAAUCAGGGCGCGUUUGCGCAAAAUCAGGGCGCGUUUGGGCAGAAUGCCGCGAUGGCGUUUGCCCAAAGUCAGGGCAAUUUUGGCCCGAGUGCGGGUUACGGACAGGAAGGGUUUGGUGAGUCGAGUGGCAGUUUUGAUGCUCAGACUGGGGUUUGGGGUCCACCGCCGCCUUAUAGUCCUCAGGGAAGAAGUGGUAGUAGACAUCAUCUCCACCACCAAGACCCGGCGGCCGCCACGCUCCUCCACCACCACCACAUCGACGUGCAUCGUAACUCUAUGCCCAUGCACGACCAUCCAAACCUGCCCUCAAACAUGCCCAUACAAUCCGCCCAUACUUGCCGAAACUCCUCCUACAUAACCCACAUGCUCAGCCCGCACCUACCACCAGAAAUGACGCAUCCAGAACUGGCCCACUUAAACCCAGAACUGGUCCGUUUGAAUCCGGAACUAAACCGUUUGAACCAGGAAAUGGUUCGUUUGAACCCGGAGAUAAAUCGUUUGAACCAGGAAAUGGCCCGUUUGAAUCCGGAAUUGGCGAGGAUGUAUCCGACGGAUGUGAAUGAGUUGGCUAGAUUGCAGGAGAUGGCUAGAAUUGGCCAGGAAAGUGGGAGGUUCAACACGCUGAGGGGUCAUUUAGUCCCGUACCCUGCAUGCCAGAGGACCUUGGGUAUGAGUAUGGGAAAUCUGCACAGGGAUUGCCGUCUGCCGGACGAAAAUAUGACUAUUGAAUGCUUGCAUCAGAAGAGUAAUAGUAAAGUUUCAGAUCAAAGUAGUGACUCCUGCCUGAAGCAAGGGAAGGAAAACCCUGCUUUCCAGAACGACAAACACUCACCAAUGAGGGCCUCCAUGCAAGAUUGUCAUAGAGGGUCCAACCUCAACGCUGAGUCUGAAGUGUACUUCGCUGAUGUGUCCAGCUGCUGUAAUGUUUCUGUUAAGGCCGACUGCUGUAUGAAUUCAAACAUAUCAGCUUUAGUGGGAACCAUCGAGAACCACCCAGAGUCGACGUCCGAGUCUGACACCGGGUCAUUCACCCUGACCCGUCAGCAGAGACCUCAGCCACAGACCGGGUCAAAAAGACGUCCCCGCACCAACCAACCCGCAGACAAACACACGAAAAACCAGGAAAAAAUCCGUCACGACUUGAACAAUAGCAUUCGUCUUACAGAACAACAAAUUGAACAGCUAAAUAGUUCUUUAUGUCAAAGAAUGAACGACUCUAGAAUGAGUGAUCGGUUGAAUGAGUCGAGAAUCAGUGAUCGCAUGAAUGAGUGUAGAAUGAGCGAGCGUCUGAAUGAUUCAAGGGUCAGCGAUAGGAUGAAUGAAUGUAGAAUGAUGGAGAGGAUGAAUGAGUCCAGGGUAAGUGAGAGGAUGAAUGAUUCUAGAAUCGGUGAGCGCAUGAAUGAUUCAAGAAUGAGUGAAAGGAUGAACGAGUCCAGAGUAAGUGAUCGAAUGAACGAAUCAAGAGUGAGUGAUCGCAUGAAUGAGUCGAGAAUUAGUGAGCAUUCCAGAAUGAACGAUUCCAGACUCAGCGAUCUAUCACGAAAGAACGAGUUACGUAUGAGUGACCACAACAGGCUCGACUCGUCCAGAUCUGACCAUUCUAGAUUGGACUUAGAUCUUAAAGGGAGUCCUAAGAUGAAACACCACGUGAGCCCGUUACGAAAUGCGUCCAGAUCCAGCCCCAGUAGUGUCCUAAGAGACGCUCCCAUACACCCAAGGCAAUCCAGUACCGAUUCCAACGUUUCGUUAAAGAACAAUCCAGAUUUCUUCGUCCCCCCUCCCCCGAACCAUUCCCCUUUAUCACCCAACACUGAGGAGUCACUAUUAUCCGACGACGAAGACCGUCAAAGAACGGACCAAGUUUACUCGAAUGAGAAACCUGAGACCUCCAAAUGUUUAGGGCCUGAUUCUCAAUAUGAGCCAGUGAGAGAAGAGAAGGAAGAAAUCAUGAAAGUGAAUCAUCAUCAUUGCUACAGUGACACUAAUACGAUGGAUAGUGGCUGGCAGAGUGGCUCAGAGAAACAUGCCACUGAUUGAAUGGUGAAU
Molecule: messenger RNA, 3615 nt
Organism: Plutella xylostella (diamondback moth)
Lineage: Eukaryota; Metazoa; Arthropoda; Insecta; Lepidoptera; Plutellidae
Source: RefSeq, a predicted model, not a curated record